UACAAAUCUCAAGCUUAUCCUGAAUCUAUCAUCGUUGAAACUCUUUCGUUACUGCCUCAAAAUGCCUAUUAUUCCUGAGCCCGAGAAUUUUCCCACCGCCCAGAAGGGAAGCAGUGAGACUAAAUCCGAGGACAAGCCAAAGGCUUCAGCUCAAGAUCACAUAUCCAAGGGUCCACAAAUUCCCGACGAGAUGCCGCCAAAGGCCUCGCAUGAGGAGAUCGAGGCACGCAAGGAGGAACUGAAUAAGUCCAAGAAAGACUGAUGCUCUUCAAUAGCCUGUUUUUACUUCCUUGGGGUCACA
Messenger RNA from Penicillium pulvis, 301 nucleotides. RefSeq lists its product as uncharacterized. The record is from RefSeq and is a predicted model, not a curated record. Lineage: Eukaryota; Fungi; Ascomycota; Eurotiomycetes; Eurotiales; Aspergillaceae. The transcript has 2 exons. Bases 62 to 262 code for a protein of 66 amino acids.